Messenger RNA from Rhodamnia argentea, 2298 nucleotides. RefSeq names its product O-fucosyltransferase 7-like. Bases 227 to 1840 code for a protein of 537 amino acids. The record is from RefSeq and is a predicted model, not a curated record. Gene Ontology annotation, cellular component: cytoplasm. Lineage: Eukaryota; Viridiplantae; Streptophyta; Magnoliopsida; Myrtales; Myrtaceae. The transcript has 12 exons.
CAGCGAAACCGAACGAGAAGCAAACUGAAGAGAGCACGCAGAGAAGCAAAGAAGCCCCGACGGGUUUCCACAGUUUCUCCUCCCUUUCGUCUCUCCCCGCCGGACCGCAAUCCAAGAGCCUCCUGGUCCUCUCACGCGCUGUUCUCCUCGGCUGCGUCCGAUGGCCGGCGCCGCCUGCUCCUCCGUCUCUCUUUAGGUUCCGAGGCCGGCUCCCCGAAGGGAGGCGAUGACGAAGGCGAUGGCCAAGCGGAGGCGACGAGCUCUGUCGCUGCUGCUCCGGAGGCUGCUGACGUGCGCCAUAUGCGCCGUCGCUACGGUCGCUCUGUUGUCCGGACACGUGCGCGUGCUUCCCUCGCCCGGAGUCGCCGGCGCUCCGCAGUUCUUGAAGCAAUACCAGAGGCAGGGGAGUGAGCAGAGCUGGACAAAGGAACUCGUUCCACCUCAAUUUUCCAAAAAUCCGGGCUCUUCUCGCAAGAUGAACAGUGCUUCCUGGAGUUUGGAUUUUGACAAGCUCUGGAAGCCUCCGCCAAACCGUGAUUUCACGCCAUGUAUAGAUCCUAGCACAAAUUAUACAGUUCCUGCAGCAUCGCAAGGUUACCUUCUAGUUCAUACCAAUGGAGGACUUAAUCAGAUGCGAGCUGGGAUAUGUGACAUGGUUGCCGUAGCUCGUAUAAUAAAUGCUACUUUGGUGAUUCCCGAACUAGAUAAAGGUUCUUUUUGGCGAGAUUCUAGCAACUUUUCAGAUAUCUUUGAUGAAGAACAUUUUAUAAGCACUUUAGCUAAUGAUGUUAAAGUUGUAAAGAAGCUUCCCAAGGAAUUGGCUAAAACCACAAAGUUAGUGAAGGAAUUUAAAAGUUGGUCUGGCAUGGAUUACUAUCACAAUGAGAUAGCUGGCAUGUGGGAAUAUUAUGAGGUAAUACGGGCAUCAAAGUCAGAUUCUCGUCUUGCAAAUAAUAAUCUUCCAUCAGCCAUUCAAAAGCUACGGUGUCGCGCUUGUUAUGAAGCCCUUCGUUUUGCACCCCAUAUUGAAGCAAUGGGAAAGUUGCUGGUUGAGCGGAUGAGAUCUUAUGGUCCUUAUAUAGCUCUUCAUUUGCGGUAUGAGAAGGACAUGCUUGCCUUUAGUGGGUGUACACAUGGUUUAUCAGCAGCUGAAGCUAAAGAACUGCGGAUAAUUAGGCCCGGAACUUGUAGGGAGAACACUCUGCAUUGGAAAAUAAAGAACAUCAAUUCUACUGAGCAGAGAUCUAAAGGAUACUGCCCUCUAACUCCAAAGGAGGCUGCAAUUUUUCUCACAGCCCUCGGGUAUCCAUCCCAUACACCCAUAUACAUCGCUGCUGGAGAAAUAUAUGGAGGUGACUCUCAUAUGACUGAACUACAGUCCCGCUAUCCGAUGUUGAUGAGCAAGGAAAAACUAGCAUCAGUUGAGGAGCUGGAACCUUUUAUGAAUCAUGCAUCUCAAAUGGCAGCACUGGAUUACAUUGUAUCUGUGGAGAGUGAUGUUUUCAUUCCAUCCUACUCAGGAAAUAUGGCAAGGGCAGUCGGAGGUCACCGUCGCUUUUUGGGGCAUAGAAAGACAAUAUCACCUGACAGGAAAGCUCUUGUUCAUCUAUUUGACAAAGUUGAGAACGGGACUCUGAAAGAAGGAAGUAGGUUAUCAGAUCACAUUGCUGAACUCCACAAAAGACGGCAAGGGUCCCCACGGAAGAGGAAAGGCCCCAUCUCAGGAACAAAGGGCAUGGAUAGAUUUCGUUCGGAGGAGGCAUUCUACGAGAAUCCUUUGCCAGAUUGUUUAUGUCGGAGUGAAUUGCCUCAAGUGAAUGCAUCAGUUAGCAUCAGGUAGAUCAUGUGGAGCGGAAACUGCUCCCAAAAGAUACGACAUUUGUUGCGGGUUCCGGCACUUCAAGCUCUUGGAACUGCAGAGACUAGAUAGCGAUGCGGAACUUGUAAAUAGUGAGUUCUAGAAUUAGGUAGGAAGGGGGGGCCGUGCACAGAAAGCGAAAUGCGCUUGCAAUAAGCAAGCAAGGGAAGUUUGAUCACUAAAGAUGGGGCCUUGCGUUUUAUCAUCAAGGCAAAAUCUUUUGAGUAAAUGGCCGGCAUAGGGAGAUUGGUGGGAUGAAAUUCAUUUAGGGUGCAAUAAUUCUCUUAUUGCUGCCCUUCCGGAAUCCACAUUUCUCAUGCGCGGUUACUCCGCUGUUCUACUUCUCUAUGCGAGUCAUCAAGGUCGAAGGAAAUCAUGCCUGAACGUGUGUGCGAUGAUGAUUACUUGGAUGUUAGGCUACCUUGCGGAUCCAUUACUUC